UUUCAUUCACCACCCGGCCAAGGCUAUCAAAAAAACUCACCUAAUUCACUAGCGGUUCCUCAGCUGUACACGUAUCUCCACAUUUUCUGCUAUAAUAUCAAACUAGUAUUAGUAAUGAGGUCUGUUCCGGUAGAGCAUGCAUUGGUGUGAACUUCUAAUUGCAGACGACAGUUUCGUCAAGAGUAACCGGUGUAUUCUGGUCACGAAAUAAGCUGAGCUGUUGCUGUUCACAUUGAAUGUUGAUGCGUUUGGGAAGCUGCCGAAGGUUCAGUCUUUAAAGUUCAAGGAUGUCAGAGGAAUGUUUUAAUGGAUCCAGGAAGCAACAAGUGAUACAGUACAACAUCUGAGGAGCUAAGUUUUUGUCAUUUUUUUUUUAAAUCAAAACUUAUUCCUUACAUUCCCAAAAAAGUUUGUUUUCAGGUGAACUAAAAAAUUACUUGUAAACAAGGAUUAGUGACCAUGAGUUGGAAUUGAUGGAUGUAAUCUUAGAGGUGACUUAAGUGAGUCCAGGAAACCGUACGGUUGAUUGUAGACGACAUCCAUGGCAAGGAACAUGGGUCGCAACAGUAGACUCCACACCGUUGUGACGGUGUUCUUGACGGUGUGUAUCACCUAUUUUAUAAUCUCGGCAAACUGCCCGGGCGACCAGAACACGGCCGUCAUGUCGCCCAGAGAAUCCAAGCAUGCCAUGUACGACGAUAACAAAAAUGAGUAUCCAUACGAUACGAACAUGCCGCUUGUUUUUAUCGGUGGAAUGCCGCGCAGCGGCACAACACUAAUGCGGGCAAUGCUGGAUGCGCAUCCGGAGGUGAGAUGCGGGGAGGAAACGAGAGUCAUACCGAGGAUGUUGAGUAUGAGAGCUCAAUGGAUGAAGAGCACAAAAGAACACGGCCGACUACUAGAAGCGGGACUCACCGAUAACAUCAUUGACGAAGCGCUAGCGUUGUUUAUCCUAGAGAUAAUCGCUAAGCACGGUGAACCCGCCCGCCGGUUGUGCAACAAGGACCCGUUUGUGUUGAAAUCCAUGACCUACAUGCACAAAAUUUUCCCCAACGGUAAAUAUUUACUGAUGGUGCGCGAUGGACGCGCUACCGUUCACUCGAUUAUCUCACGUAAGGUCACCAUCACCGGGUUCGAUAUCACCAGUUAUAAGGACUGCUUGAAGAAGUGGAGCAUCGCCGUUGAGAAUAUGUACAACCAGUGCAUGCAAGUGGGAUCGGAUAUAUGCCUGCCGGUGUAUUAUGAGAAACUGGUUCUUCAUCCCGAGGAUUGGAUGAGGAAGAUCUUGACAUUCUUGAAUAUUCCUUGGGAUGAUAGUGUCUUGCAUCAUGAGGACACUGUAGGUAAACCUGGAGGAAUCUCACUCUCAAAGAGAGAGAAAUCAACGGACCAGGUGGUGAAGCCAGUCAACUUGGAAGCCCUGACCAAAUGGGUGGGUCAUAUCCCCAAAGAUGUCAUGGACAACAUCGAAACCCUAGCACCCAUGCUCAGCAAGCUAGGCUAUGACCCACACGCCAACCCCCCGAACUAUGGCAUCCCCGAUCAACGCGUCUUGGAGAAUGAGGAUAAGAUCCGCAAGAAUGCCGACCACUACAUGGAGAACGCCAGACUGGUCCUAGAUCGGCCGGACAAGAUUAAACCACCAGCUACUCCCAAACCUACCAGUAAAGACCUGACAAUGCGCAAAAUCAUGGACCAUCUUAAAAUAGGUCAGAAGGAAGAGCUGAAGGAAGAGCGGGAUAUGCAUAAACCUCUGAAUCCUAAGUUCGCACGGCGACAGGAAGCACCCUAUCCCGACAGAAGAUGAUGAGAUUGAAGUAAAGACAUUUCAUAAGUAUUACAUGAUUAUCAAAUAAAAAACAGGCCAACAUAUUUUUAUAAUGUGUGAAAAAAACUUGUGGUGCAAUAUAGUUUCUGUCAAGACAGAUUUGAAAUUUUAAUUAAGAAAAUCCACCCCCCCC
Molecule: messenger RNA, 1961 nt
Organism: Asterias rubens (European starfish)
Lineage: Eukaryota; Metazoa; Echinodermata; Asteroidea; Forcipulatida; Asteriidae
Product: protein-tyrosine sulfotransferase 1-like
Exons: 3
Coding region: 542-1807 (421 amino acids)
Biological process (GO): peptidyl-tyrosine sulfation
Cellular component (GO): Golgi apparatus
Molecular function (GO): protein-tyrosine sulfotransferase activity
Source: RefSeq, a predicted model, not a curated record